This is a messenger RNA of Polychytrium aggregatum, 306 nucleotides long. RefSeq lists its product as uncharacterized. The transcript is spliced from 2 exons. Gene Ontology annotation, biological process: regulation of transcription by RNA polymerase II. Bases 1 to 306 code for a protein of 101 amino acids. Gene Ontology annotation, molecular function: DNA-binding transcription factor activity, RNA polymerase II-specific; RNA polymerase II cis-regulatory region sequence-specific DNA binding. The record is from RefSeq and is a predicted model, not a curated record. NCBI's taxonomy places the organism in Eukaryota, Fungi, Chytridiomycota, Chytridiomycetes, Polychytriales. Gene Ontology annotation, cellular component: transcription regulator complex; PcG protein complex.
AUGAAGGAGAAGCUGCAGGAACGCAGAUAUGCCUGCGACUACGAGGGCUGCGGCCGUGCCUUUUCGCGCCAGUUCAACCUCAAGGCGCACAAGAAGACCCACGAAGAUUGCCGCGACCGCCCCUUCGAGUGCCCAAUCUGCAACCAGCGAUUCUUCCGCAAUCAUGAUCUGACGCGACACUCGACUGUCCACACCAAGGUGAAGGAGUGGAAGUGCGAGAGCUGUGACAAAGAAUUCACACGCAAGGAUGCCCUUGCUCGCCAUGUCCUCCGCCAGUGCGGGACGGCUGCUGCAGACCUCGAGUAA